UCUUUUUUAUGGAAUUGGUCUUGAAGUGUUUAAUCUAAAAUGAUCGGUUUUCGAAUUUCCAAAGUACCUAUCCAUGAUCCCUUUCGGUCUCGCAUGUAAGGUGUCUCCUUGACCCUCUCGCGGAACGCUGUAUCGUUCUUAAGAACAAUGACACUUUUCGUCUUUUGUUUUCUUCUAUAGGAUUACAUCUUCCGAGAAAUGAAAGCCCAUCCCCUUGACAACGAUAAAUAAUUGGAAAUUACCAAAUGAUAAUAAAUUUAAUUUCAACAAUAAUAUUGCCAGUGAAUGUUUGUUGGUCCAUAGCGACUACCAGUUGGGGGCGUAUAAACUACAAAAAUAAGCAAGUAGUAAUCAAACAAACGCUAGUGCAAAAACACGGGAAUCGUGCGAAACAUUGAAAGAUUUAAUGAAAUUCGAGGUAGAAAUAAGGCUAUGAGCAAAAAGAUUUUACGUUAAAAAAUCGACGAAAAUCCAGAGCUUCAGCAGUCACGGUAUAACUGGUACCCGUUAGUCAAAUCGUCCUGGCUGUCGAUUUUGAUKAUCUUCAAAAUACAACCUCACAAGUCUGGAAACAACCGAUAAAUACAAGAGAUAUGACCACUUUUGACUGCAUUUGAUCGAUUAUAAAACCCCGCGAUGAACACAAAGAUACACUGAACGCCGCCACGAGGCUCGCACAACUGAUGGGAUUUCAAACUAGUUACUCAAGAAGACGAGGAAACUAUCUCGUUACCAUAGCCACCGUGAUUUACAUACUGUUGAUUUACUUGUAUUUACGUCAUCGAGCAAAGCUCCAAGCGAGACAUGAAAACUUUCCAAUGUUUGAUUACAACGAAGAAGAUCUGAGUGAGUUUGUAGAUUUCAUGAAGCCAUGGUGUACUCAGAGUCAAGCGAGACUUGAUUGGCAWGCUAUGUUGAAACCUUGUCAUGAUAAUACUAUAUGGGGCRAAUCCAAACCAUUUUACACGUUUAGAAAUCAGACUAGUACUAGUAAGACUUUUAUUAAUUUGUGGGAAAUCAAACCUGCUGGCCAGUUUAGUCGUAUUGCGAUUCAAAGCGUAGCACAUGAUGGUCGUAAUAAAACAUUUGGUGGUGAUUCCUGGAGAGUGCAUAUAAGAGGUGCAACAUCAGUAUCACCCACUGUMAUUGACCAUCAAARUGGUACUUAUGAARUACUGUUCCUGGCUGUAUUUCCUGGACAUUACUAUAUACACAUGGUGYUGGAGUAUUCAUUAUGUGAUGGUUAUAAAGAACCUCCCAUUGAUUGGUUUAUCAGAGGUAAUGCGCARGGCAAGUACCAGCCAUUGGAUGCUUUACCAGGGUUUGAAAAACCAUACUUAAUAAUUCCUUUAUGGAAUGGAAUUCCAAUCAAGAUAGCGAUAACAUCACCACGACGACACAUUCUUCAUAAGCUGGCAGCAGGUUUUCCAUCGCUUAAUCCAGGAUGCAAUAUUAACUGUCGUUACAUUGGUGACGGCGCUGGAUAUUGGCUGCGAAACAAAUGGAUUCCUUUUACUAGAGGAGAGCUAAGAAAGCCUCAUGAGAGAAAGAAAGGCACUUUGUGGAUCUAUGGGGACUCCAACGGUGAUUUCUUCUACAAGUUGAUAAGAACUCGCCCACUAUGCAGAGAAACAUUCCAGCAAUGUAAUAGUACAUAUAACUGGGUUUACAAUCUACCUGGCGGUAACCAAACUAUAGGCAAACUACUCAACGAUGAUUUAGAUUUUAGCGUUGAUAGAAUCCUGCAAGAAAUCAGUUCAGUACUGAAUGAUACAACCAUGAGAGAAGACAACCAAAGUGUCAUCAUUCUCAACCUAGGACUUCAUUACGUACAGAACAUCAACUUUACCAAAUAUAGAGAAUUGAUUGAUAGGACAAUACAAUUGUUUAAGGGAGGAGAGGGUGGGGAGGUUGGUGAUAUAGGAAGGAAUUAUCAAGGACAGAUGAUAUGGAAAACUACUUCUGCAAUGAAUCGUGAAAAGUUUGGAGAUCCCCGUACAGGAGCGAGGCAUUCCAAGACCAUUCGGUUCCUUACCUAUCAACGUCUUUUGCUGUACAACGCGUAUGCCACUAAGGCCAUGUGUGAUGCUGGGUUCGAUAUAUUGGAUGUUUUUCCUCUGACUGACUCGUACGUUAAUGGUACUGGUCUACCGCACAAACCAUUCGAUGCAGUACACUAUCCCAUACAGACUUAUACAUCAAUAGUAGAACUACUUGAGAGAUACUUCCAUAUCACAUAAAUUAACAACAAGCCAUGGUAAAGCAAGUCAAAAACCGGAAGGGAAAACAAGGGAAGAGUUAUUUAUUGACGAAAUGAAAGAAAAAAAACAUUUUGUCCUGGAAAUAAUCAGACAAGGACAGUUAAGCAAAGAGUUUUACCACAACAAACUACUUUUCAAAUAUUCUAUUUCUUUUCUACUCUGUACAUAAGAAUCUUUUGUAAAUAAUGAUGUAAAUAAAAUAAAAAUCUUUUA
Messenger RNA from Exaiptasia diaphana, 2474 nucleotides. RefSeq lists its product as uncharacterized. Bases 684 to 2240 code for a protein of 518 amino acids. The record is from RefSeq and is a predicted model, not a curated record. The transcript is spliced from 6 exons. Lineage: Eukaryota; Metazoa; Cnidaria; Anthozoa; Actiniaria; Aiptasiidae.